Oncorhynchus masou masou (cherry salmon) is the source of this 744-nucleotide messenger RNA. Its product is annotated as forkhead box protein L3-like. The record is from RefSeq and is a predicted model, not a curated record. Gene Ontology annotation, molecular function: RNA polymerase II cis-regulatory region sequence-specific DNA binding; DNA-binding transcription factor activity, RNA polymerase II-specific. The transcript has 4 exons. Lineage: Eukaryota; Metazoa; Chordata; Actinopteri; Salmoniformes; Salmonidae. Gene Ontology annotation, biological process: cell differentiation; regulation of transcription by RNA polymerase II; anatomical structure morphogenesis. The coding region runs from base 1 to 744 and encodes 247 amino acids.
AUGUUUGAUAACUCACAGUAUCCAUAUAACUGCUUCAACUAUGAUGGAGAUGGAUACCCUUCCUGCAGCACUGAUGAAGACAAGGAGAUGUGUCGACCUGCUUACAGUUACAUAGCGUUGAUAGCCAUGGCCAUCCAGCAGAGUCCAGAGCACCGGGUCACCCUGUCAGGGAUCUAUGAGUUCAUCAUGAAGCGCUUUCCCUACUACCGGUCCAACCAGAGGGCAUGGCAAAACUCCAUACGACACAACCUUUCGCUCAACAGCUGCUUUGUUAAGGUUCCCCGCACAGAGGGAAAUGAGAAGGGGAAAGGCAACUACUGGACCUUCGCCACCGGUUGUGAGUCCAUGCUCGACCUCUUUGAGAACGGCAACUUUCGUCGUCGCCGGCGCCGACGCAACAUGAAGAUUGGUUUCAGAGAGCCUGGGGAGCCUUUCCUUCCAGUAAACAACAACAACAACAACAUCAACAACCAACAAAGUGGCUCCACCAGGCGGUCCGAUCCUAACCCCAACCCGGACUCCUUCUGCUCCAUCAGCCCUGCCCACAGACCAGGUCACCACAACCCCCUCAACCCAAACUGCCAGGGGAAACCAGAACCGGAGAUUAAAUUCAGUAUUGACUACAUCCUCUCCACCCCAGACCCCGCUCUGCCGGGCUUCAGACCCCCACAUAGUGGUACAACAGAGCCCCACAUACACAUUCUGGAGCCCCAACACCUCAACUUGCACUUCUGGACCCUGUGA